Otolemur garnettii (small-eared galago) is the source of this 3587-nucleotide messenger RNA. It is a transcript of the gene ZNF862, whose product is annotated as zinc finger protein 862. Gene Ontology annotation, biological process: regulation of DNA-templated transcription. Bases 106 to 3351 code for a protein of 1081 amino acids. Gene Ontology annotation, molecular function: protein dimerization activity. The transcript is spliced from 6 exons. The record is from RefSeq and is a predicted model, not a curated record. NCBI's taxonomy places the organism in Eukaryota, Metazoa, Chordata, Mammalia, Primates, Galagidae.
GCCAAUCCAGAGCUGUUCUAUAAGUUUGGGCGAGGGCCAGAGCCAUGGCUAGGCAAUGUCCAAAGUCAGAGGAGUCUCCUGGACCAUCACCUAGGAAAAAACCAGAUGGGCUAUAUGGAAGAGAUAGAUGUUCAGGGUCCCAUCAGAGAAAGUGAACGAUACACUCCGCCUGACAAGAAAGCCUGCCUUUCCCACUUCAGUACAGAGAAUGGCACCAUUGAGGGAGACUGGACAGGAAGAAGCAAGAAACUCUUGAGGCCGCGAUCUAUCCAGAAGUCAUGGUUUGCACAGUUUCCAUGGUUGAUCAUGAAUGAGGAACAAACAACUCUGUUUUGCUGUGCUUGCCGAGAAUACCCAUCUCUCAGGGACAGACGUUCAAGAUUAAUAGAAGGUUAUACAGGACCAUUUAAAGUAGAGACGCUCAAAUACCAUGCCAAGAGCAAAGCUCAUAUGUUCUGUGUCAAUGCCUUGGCAUCAAGGGACCCCAUUUGGGCAGCUCGUUUCCGGAGCAUCAGAGAUUCAUCUGGAGAUGUACUGGCCAGCCCAGAGCACCUCUUCACUGCAGAUUAUCCCCUAUUCUAUCCCCCAGGGUCUCUGGGAGAUUUGAGUAGCAUGGCUGAGCUUCUGCCAAGCCCAAGAGCUGAACUAGAGGACCCUGGAGGGAAUAGAACAAAUCCUGCUUUGUAUCUAGACUGCAUUUCAGAUUUGAGGCAAAAAGAAAUCACUGAUGACAGCAACAUCUCCUCAAAUAUUAAUAUCUUAUGUAAUGGUGCUAUUGAAUCCUACAGUCAGGACCUUUCUCAAGAGGGACUGUUGGAGGUCCCUGUGUUGAAGGAGCUCCCGUCGGUGUUCGAGGAUGUGGCGGUGUAUUUCACACGGGAGGAGUGGGGCAUGUUAGACAAGCGGCAAAAGGAGCUGUACAGAGAUGUGAUGCGCAUGAACUAUGAGCUCUUGGCAUCCCUGGGGCCUGCAGCUGCCAAACCAGACUUGAUCUCCAAACUGGAACGGAGAGCUGCACCCUGGAUAAAAGAUCCAAAUGGGCCCAAGUGGGGAGAAGGUCAUCCUCCAGGGAAAAAGAAGAUGGUGGCUGUGAGAGAGGUAGACACACAGGCCGUGGCUGUGGACUCUGCACCACUUCCAGCUCCUUCUGUGGAGCCGGGUACCUCCUACUGCAGCUCCAGCAUGUGUGAAGUAGAAGUGGAUGGGCCCAGGAAAACCAAGAGGACUUAUAGACCCCGUUCCAUUCAGAGGUCAUGGUUUGGGCAGUUCCCGUGGUUAGUAAUUGAUCCCAAAGAGACCAAGCUCUUUUGCUCAGUUUGCAAAGAAAGACCCAAUCUCCAUGACAAAUCAUCUCGGUUAGUCAAAGGUUACACUGGGCCUUUCAAAGUGGAGACUUUAAAAUACCAUGAAGUCAGCAAAGCACACAGGCUCUGUGUCAACACCAUUGAAAUCAAAGAAGACACCCCCCAGACUGCCCUCAUUCCAGAGAUCUCCAGCGACCUCAUGGCAAACAUGGAACACUUCUUCAAUGCUGCCUACUCCAUCGCAUACCACUCAAGGCCCCUGAAUGACUUUGAGAAAAUCCUGCAGCUCCUCCAAAGCACUGGGACCGUGAUUUUAGGCAAGUACCGAAACCGCACCGCAUGCACUCAGUUCAUCAAAUACAUCUCGGAGACCCUGAAGAAACAGAUCCUCGAUGAUGUCCGGAGCUCCCCCUGCGUGAGCUUGUUGCUGGACAGCUCCACCGACACCUCUGACCAGGCCUGCAUAGGGAUUUAUAUCCGCUACUUGAAGCAGAUGGAGGUGAAGGAGUCGUAUAUCACCCUGGCCCCCCUCUAUAGUGAGACAGCAGAUGGAUACUUUGAGACCAUUGUUUCUGUCCUGGAUGAGCUGGACAUCCCUUUCCGGAAGCCUGGCUGGGUAGUGGGCCUGGGAACAGAUGGCUCAGCCAUGCUGAGCUGCAGAGGAGGCCUUGUGGACAAGUUCCAGGAGGUCAUCCCCCAGCUGCUGCUUGUGCACUGUGUGGCACACCAGCUGCACCUGGCUGUGGUGGAAGCAUGUGGGAGCAUCGAUCUCGUGCGGAAGUGUGACCGGCAUAUUCGUACUGUAUUCAAAUUUUAUCAGUCCUCAAACAAGAGGCUGAGUGAGCUGCAGGAAGGUGCAGCUCCCCUGGAGCAGGAGGUCCUCCGCCUGAAGGACUUGAACGCCGUCAGGUGGGUGGCCAGUAAAAGGCGCACGCUGAACGCUCUCCUCGUGAGCUGGCCUGCCCUCACUCGGCACCUCCAGAGUGUGGCGGAGGCUGGGGGCCAGGUUGGGCAGAGGGCCAAGGGCAUGCUAAAGCUGAUGAAGGGCUUCCACUUUAUCAAAUCCUGCCACUUCCUGCUGGACUUCCUGAGCAUUUACAGACCUCUGUCUGAGGUGUGCCAGAAGGAGAUCGUGCUGGUCACAGAGGUGAACGCCACGCUGGGCCGGGCCUACAUAGCGCUGGAGACCCUCCGUCACCAGGCAGGGCCCAAAGAGGAAGAGUUCAAUGCCAGCUUCAAGGAUGGCUGGCUCCAUGGCAUCUUCUUGGACAGGGUAGAGAUGGCAGAACAGCGGUUCCAAGCAGACAGGGAGAGAGUGGUGCUCACCGGGAUUGAAUACCUCCAGCAGAGGUUUGAUGCAGACCGUCCGCCGCAGCUCAAGAACAUGGAGGUGUUUGAUACUGUAGCCUGGCCAAAUGGGAUUGAACUUGCCGCUUUUGGGAAUGAUGAUAUUCUUAGCCUUGCUAGGUAUUUCAAGCUCUCUCUCCCUGCAGGAUACAGUGAGGAAGCUCUGUUGGAGGAGUGGCUGGGCCUGAAAUCCAUCUCCCAGAACCUCCCGUUCUCCAUGCUGUGUAAAAACGCCCUAGCCCAGCACUACCGCUUCCCCUUGCUGAGCAAGCUCAUGGCUGUGGUGGUCUGUGUGCCUGUUUCCACCUCCUGCUGUGAGCGAGGCUUGAAGGCCAUGAACCGAAUCAGGACUGAUGAGAGGACCAAGCUCUCCAAUGAGGUGCUCAACAUGCUCAUGAUGACAGCUGUGAAUGGCGUGGCAGUAACAGAGUACGACCCCCAGCCUGCCAUCCAGCACUGGUACCUGACCUCCUCAGGCCGACGUUUCAGCCACGUCUACUCCUGUGCCCAGGUGCCAGCCCGCUCCCAUGAGAGUGUGGAGCUCAGAAAGGAGCCGGGUGCCCUCUGUGUUGGGGGGUCUGGGACCCAGGAGCCACUCAUUCUGCCCCCCAGGGAGGCAGUGGAAGUUCGGGAGGACUACAUCACAGAGCCUUCUGGGCUAUACCCCAGCACCAGCCAGGGGGGCCCUGGCAUGUUCUGAGGGAGUGGAAUCCUUGGCAUUGCCUUGGAGAUGCCUCUGCAAUCAUGGAGACAGGCUCUCUGAAGAGGCUAGGCUUCCCUAGAGUCUUUCUUUGGGGGGGGACACUUUUUAAGCACUAGGAAGUGGGCAGUGACAAGGUAGCAGAAGGCUGUAUGCCAGAGAGGCAAGGGAGCCAGGAGGCCCUGCAAGCACAGUGGUGCCUCACAGCACAUUGUGUGCUAAAAAGGUUCUUAGCA